Messenger RNA from Hibiscus syriacus, 1448 nucleotides. Its product is annotated as serine/threonine-protein kinase RIPK-like. Gene Ontology annotation, molecular function: ATP binding; protein kinase activity. The coding region runs from base 45 to 1448 and encodes 467 amino acids. NCBI's taxonomy places the organism in Eukaryota, Viridiplantae, Streptophyta, Magnoliopsida, Malvales, Malvaceae. The transcript has 3 exons. Gene Ontology annotation, biological process: protein phosphorylation. The record is from RefSeq and is a predicted model, not a curated record.
CAAGCCAAAUUUGAAGAACUUAAUUUCCAGAUUCUGGAAAAAAAAUGACAGUGAUGAAGAUUGCUUUAAGAUCCAUCAUCCCGAGCUGUUCAAAGGGUGUUGUGAAACCAGAUAGUAGACCUAAGAAGGAAGUUUCAAAGCAAAGUUCAUUCACGAGGUUCGCCAUGUUAGACUUAAGUUAUCCGAGCUCGACGAUGUUGUCGGAAGAUUUGUCGACCUCGCUCGCCGGUUCGAAUCUUCAUGCGUUUACGCUCGGGGAGUUGAAGGUGAUAACACAGAGCUUUUCGUCGGCUAAUUUUCUCGGCGAAGGUGGGUUCGGACUGGUUCAUAAAGGGUUCAUUGAUGACAAACUUAGGCCUGGGUUGAAAGCUCAGCCUGUUGCUGUUAAGAACCUGGAUUUAGAAGGUCUGCAGGGUCAUAGAGAGUGGCUGACUGAAGUGAUCUUUCUUGCACAAUUGAGGCACCCGCAUCUGGUGAAGCUGAUCGGAUAUUGUUGCGAAGAAGAAAAUAGGGUGCUGGUGUAUGAAUAUAUGCCUAGAGGCAGCUUAGAGAAUCAACUUUUUAGAAGGUAUUCGGUUUCCCUUCCAUGGGCGACGAGGAUGAAAAUCGCUCUUGGAGCUGCCAAGGGUCUUGUCUAUCUCCAUGAAGCAGAAAAGCCGGUCAUUUACCAUGAUUUCAAAGCAUCAAAUAUCUUGUUAGACUCUGUAAGUAUAGCCUUGGCUUCUUUCUCAAGUAACCUUAAUCUUUCUAGUUUAUUGAUGCCAUGUUUGGACCACGACUACAAUGCUAAACUUUCGGAUUUUGGCCUGGCGAAAGAUGGUCCGGAAGGGGAUGACACGCAUGUUUCCACAAGGGUCAUGGGGACAGAAGGUUAUGCUGCUCCUGAAUACGUCUUGACCGGUCACUUGACCUCUAUGAACGAUGUCUAUAGCUUCGGAGUGGUACUCUUGGAGCUUCUAACCGGAAGGAGAUCUUUAGACAAGAACCGUAGUCCAAUACAACAGAACUUGGUAGAGUGGGUGAGGCCGGUGUUGAAUGAUCAUCGGAAACUUGGUCGGAUAAUAGAUCCUAGACUCGAAGGGCAAUACUCAGAAAUCGGGGCACGAAAGGCGGCUGCAUUGGCUUAUCGAUGCCUCGGCCAACGGCCGAAGCAGAGACCAAAAAUGUGUGAUGUGGUCCAGACAUUGGAGUCACUUCAGGACUGUGAAGAUAUCCACAUUGGUACCUUUGUUUACACGGUUCCAACCGAAAGUGGUUCGCCGAAGGAGGACAAGGACACCGAGGAAAGUGACUCCAAAAAGGAGUUGAAGAAAGAUGAUGGGAAUCAUCAAAGAAGCCACAAACUCCGUCAUGGACAGCGGCAUCGGAACAGAUCACCAAGGAUGUCUCCGAUUCACUCGAAAAACGACGUCGUUAAAAACGGGUCGAAUUCUCCAAUGCAUCACUAG